This is a messenger RNA of Caenorhabditis bovis, 654 nucleotides long. Lineage: Eukaryota; Metazoa; Nematoda; Chromadorea; Rhabditida; Rhabditidae. The record is from the annotation of a GenBank genome assembly.
AUGUUCAAAACGCUUAAAGGUCAUGAAGAUCUUCAGGAUGGUAUUAUUGUUGUUAGUGAAUCGAAAAAUGCAUCUGCUCUUCCAUUCAUCAUUCAUUAUCUUGGGGUUGGUGUUGAAUUAAACAAGAAAACAGUGAUUGUCACCAGCAAACUUUCAGAAUUGAACUACAGGCUAAUUUGUUCAAAAGCAGGAGUUCGAUGGAAUGCAAAUCAAACGAUUGUGGUGCAAAUGAUAGAGCCUUCAUAUUCGUUUGAUAUUGAUGUUUCCACAAUUCUCAACGACCUUAGCAAAAAAAUAUUGGUGCAAGACCCGGAUAUGGUAGUCUUCGACGAUUUGUCUUCCAUAGAUAACCUCGGGGCAAAAUCUGCCACAAUUAUUGAAUUUGUACAUAAGGUCUAUUCGGAAUUGAAAAAGAAACACGAAUCUGUGACGAUAUUGUCUGCAAUAUCAUCUGCGUCAGAUGCUGUGGAAUUCUUGAAAUCACGAUGUCACACCCAUAUCGAACUCAUACCAGUUGGGCACGGAUUCGGAAAAGACGCAAAUUCAAAGGCAAUAAUUUCUUCGAAAAAACCCAGUUGCACGCACUCAAUUCGGCAAAUGCUAAUAUCCGGCGAGCGAAUAAACAACGCAGUUUGGAUUGCAUCCCAAAAAUGA